AUGGCGUCCCAGUAUUAUGACAUCGUCAUUGUUGGCGCCGGCCCUGUUGGCCUGAUGCUUUCCACCAUCCUAGCGCGAUGGGGUUACAAGAUCAAGCACAUUGACAAUCGCGCUGAGCCCACGCCGACCGGCCGAGCCGACGGCAUUCAGCCCCGGUCUCUGGACUUGCUCCGCAACAUGGGGCUCAAGUCGGCCAUCAUGGCCCACAAGCCGGCCCGUGUCUAUGAGGUUGCCUUCUGGGACCCCCCUGCCGAUGGUAAGGGCAUUGUCCGUACCGGUACUUGGGCCAGUUGUCCAGCAUUCAUCGACGCCCGCUACCCUUUCACCACUCUCCUGCACCAGGGCCAUAUUGAGCGCGUCUUCAUCGACGACCUGGCCAAGAACGGGCUGAGCAUCCAGAGACCGUGGACUAUCAAGGCCUUCGAGUCGGAUGCCAAGGCUCACCCGGACUAUCCGGUUCAGGUGCGGAUAGAACACGUCGACGGGACUGCGUCGGAGACGGUCCGCGCAAAGUACCUCUUCAGUGGCGAGGGGGCGAGGUCGUUUGUGAGAGAGCAGCUCAAGAUUCCCGUCACGCACAUCGACCCUAUAGCCCACGUAUGGGGUGUCAUGGACGGCGUUGUCAAAACCAACUUCCCGGACAUCAAGAUGAAAUGUACCAUUCACUCGGAACAUGGCUCCAUCAUGGUUAUCCCUCGAGAGGAUAACAUGGUCAGACUAUACAUCCAAAUCGCGUCCUCGACAGAUGCGGACUGGAACCCCCGCAAAACAGCGACCGAGGCCCAGGUCCAGGCCUCGGCGCAAAAGAUAUUGCACCCGUACACCAUCGAGUGGGAAAGGGUCGAGUGGUACUCGGUCUACCCCAUCGGCCAGGGGAUCUCGGAGAGAUACACCCUGGACCAGCGCGUGUUCCUGGGUGGUGAUGCUUGCCACACACAUAGCCCCAAAGCCGGACAAGGGAUGAACACGGCUUUUCUGGACGCCCAAAACUUGGCUUGGAAGAUCCACGCCGUCGAGAAAGGGUUCGCGGACCGGAACCUGCUGAAAUCGUAUGAAGUGGAGCGGAAGAAGGUUGCCGAGACUCUCUUGUCAUUCGACAACAAGUAUGCCAAGCUGUUCUCUCAAAGACCGCCGGCUGCGAACGAAGUCCAGGCUGCCUCGGACCAGACCUCUGGCUCGGCAUCGCAGGGUGAGAACGAAUUCGUCAAGACGUUCAAGGAGAACUGCGAGUUCACCAGCGGAUACGGCGUUGCCUACGAGGCCAAUGCCAUCAACUGGUCGGACCGGCACCCGGCGCAGUCGCCCUUGAUGAUAUCGACGGGCGGCCCCAUCCGCACAGGCCGCCUGCUCCCCAACGCAGACGUGACCCGGGUAGUGGAUGCGAACGUGGUACACCUCGAGCAGGAGGUGCCCCUCAACGGCUCGUUCCGGAUCUUCGUCUUCGCCGGGGACGCGCAGAGCAACAGAGUGGCGCUGCGGGACUUUGCGCGUAAUCUGACCCGGAGCGGAUCCUUCUUCUCGUCUUACCUCCGGUCCGACAUUGACCAGGUCUCAUGGCAUGAGACACACAACCCUCACAGCCACUUUUUUACUUUCUUGACCAUCUUUGCCGGUGCUCGUAGCUCCAUCGAGAUCGAGCGCGACGCCCCCGAGGUCCUCGCGCGUUACCGUGACCACGUCUAUGCUGAUGACCGGUGGGACCGUCGGGUGGCGAACGCGAAGGCAUCAGCACACGCCAAGAUGGGACUAGACGAGACCAGGGGAGGUGUAGUCGUUGUCCGCCCAGACGGAUACGUCGGGGCUGUCGUGAAGUUGACCGAGGGCAGCGGCACUGUUGAUGCAUUGAACCAAUACUUUGGUGCCUUUUGCACCAAGAAGCUGGGAGAGACCAUGGCUCAGUUGUAG
Thyridium curvatum is the source of this 1905-nucleotide messenger RNA. RefSeq lists its product as uncharacterized. The record is from RefSeq and is a predicted model, not a curated record. Gene Ontology annotation, molecular function: FAD binding. The transcript is spliced from 4 exons. The coding region runs from base 1 to 1905 and encodes 634 amino acids. Lineage: Eukaryota; Fungi; Ascomycota; Sordariomycetes; Thyridiales; Thyridiaceae.